UAAACAAGUGAGAGAGAAACAAAUAGUGCGCAUUCUUGGAAAGGUUUGCUUGUAUUCCUGAUCUUAUUAUGCUUUGUUAGCUUCCCAAGGUGUUAAUCGAUGAACCUAGCUGUUGUAAUUUUGGUUCUGCUUCUGGGACACUCCUUCUAGUUGCCUACUUUCAGUCUAUCUUGUUAUCACAGCUAAGAGCCCAAUUCUAAAAAUGUGUGCAGGCACCGACCAUUGCAGCAGCAGCUUAUUUGAGGAUGGCAGGAAGGCCGCCUGUUCUUCCCUCCAACAAUUUUUCUUAUUCCGAGAACUUCUUAUACAUGCUAGAUUCAUUGGGCAAUAGUUCUUAUAAACCCAAUCCUCGAUUGGCUCGUGUUCUCGACAUUUUGUUUAUAUUACAUGCAGAACACGAAAUGAAUUGCUCCACAGCUGCUGCCCGGCACCUUUCAUCAAGUGGUGUUGACGUGUACACCGCUCUUGCUGGAGCUGUUGGAGCUCUGUAUGGUCCUCUUCAUGGUGGAGCAAAUGAGGCGGUGCUUAAGAUGCUGAGUGAGAUUGGAACAAUUGACAAUAUCCCAGAGUUUAUCGAGGGCGUGAAGAACAAGAAGCGAAAGAUGUCAGGUUUUGGCCAUCGUGUAUACAAAAAUUAUGAUCCCAGAGCGAAGGUCAUAAAAAAACUGGCUGAGGAAGUAUUUUCAAUUGUUGGCCGGGAUCCUCUCAUUGAGGUGGCUAUUGCUUUGGAGACUGCUGCACUGUCAGAUGAGUAUUUUGUUAAGAGGAAAUUGUAUCCAAAUGUUGAUUUCUACUCUGGGUUAAUUUAUAGGGCAAUGGGCUUCCCAACGGAGUUCUUUCCUGUUUUGUUCGCAAUUCCUCGGAUGGCUGGCUACUUAUCACACUGGCGAGAGUCCCUGGAUGAUCCUGAUACGAAAAUAAUGAGGCCAGCUCAGGUCUACACUGGCGUGUGGUUGAGGCAUUAUAUGCCACUCAGUGAACGGAUGGUAUCGCCUCAGGCAGAGAAACUUGGUCAGGUGUCCGUUUCAAAUGCCACCAGGCGGCGUCUGGCUGGAUCCGGAGCCUAG
This is a messenger RNA of Ilex paraguariensis (yerba mate), 1067 nucleotides long. Lineage: Eukaryota; Viridiplantae; Streptophyta; Magnoliopsida; Aquifoliales; Aquifoliaceae. The record is from the annotation of a GenBank genome assembly.